Messenger RNA from Alosa alosa (allis shad), 3802 nucleotides. It is a transcript of the gene ptpra, whose product is annotated as protein tyrosine phosphatase receptor type A. Lineage: Eukaryota; Metazoa; Chordata; Actinopteri; Clupeiformes; Clupeidae. Gene Ontology annotation, molecular function: protein tyrosine phosphatase activity. The record is from RefSeq and is a predicted model, not a curated record. Gene Ontology annotation, biological process: protein dephosphorylation.
AAUGCCAAGUCCACCAAUCAGUGCCCAGUUCUCCCAUUAAUGUGCCUGUCUAACUAGGGCAGUCUCUCAUGCAAGACAAUCCUCCUCUAGCUUUCCAGUUCGGUCUCCUUUUGCCUGAGGAAUUACAUAGAGCCCUGAUAUGUUCUACUUACCAAAUCACUAGGAAAGAGUUUGACAUUUAGAGUGGUAAAUCUUUUUAGUUGGUUUCAUGUUUUGUAUGUAAUACUGCUUCUGGUAUACAACUUUGCGAUGAAGAAUGGGACCAUUUAAAGAGUGACAUUACAUCUGGAAUGUUCUACUAGUGACACACUACUAGCACAUGAGAUUUCACAGGACACACAGUCAUUGUCAACAUUGUUGAAGACACAACAAGUGAUGAUGUUCAGUCAAGGAUGCACAGACUGACAAAAAGUUCAGCACAUUUUAGAUGUGUUAGUGUCAAAAUAAUAUAUGCUUAAUGUUAUGUAAGACUAGCUGUCCACACUGGGGUGUGCAUUAAUUGAUCUGAAUCUGACUGUAGCCUACUUUGUGUCGCAGCCUUCAACAAGUGACUGGCCACAAGAUGGCACUCUGUAUGUGAAGGGUGUGACGCCUGUGCGCUCCCUUUUGUUGAUCCAGUUUUCCUCGUGCGCUUCCCGCUCCACCGCCAGAUGUCGCGCGGCACCUUCCGGGGGGGGCGGGGCCUGUCCCGGGAACGCGCUGCUUUCCAUUCCAAGCACAGAGACACAACAUGGCGGAAUAGGAGAGACGGCCGAAGCGCCCGGAUACAGCGAGUAGAAGCGCAGGAGUCUCGCUAAAUGUGCCCUGUUGGCAAGAAUUUCGUCUGUCUGUCAGAGAGAGCCCAGAAAACUUUGAGGAAUUUGGGGCUUCUCUUUGACAUGUAAUUUGGGGGGCCAAAAGCCAGCGAUCUAUCACCCCUCUCCAAAUUGGCCGUCUGCACGGGAUCAUUCCAGUUACCCAGGCCCCCCACCCCGCACACACUCUCGGUUCUUGGGGUGUGUAGAGAGGGGCAGGGGAACAGAACGUGGAGAAAGAGGAAAAAUAAUUGCACUUUUCUGAAAUAUAAAGGCACACGUUUUGAGAGAAGAGUCGUGGGACGUUGGGCACAUGAGUGACCGAUGCUAGCUUCGUCCUCUCAGGGCAGAAUGGGUGUGUUCCCGCUGCUCCUGCUCUGCAGUGUGGCCCCCUGGGCCCCCAGCUCAGCUCAGACCAUCCCCCCUCCCACAGGUCUGCUCCCCAAUCUCACAGCCACAGACGACCUGUCGGAGGUCCUCACCACUGCCCCCACAUUGACCAAUGCCACCCUGCCCACACCCCCCCACCCCCGCAUGGUGGACCCCCCCGGCCCGGCCCCCCCCACAGACCCACCAGUGACCCGGCCGCAGUCCCCGGCGCCCCCCCCCACGCUGGGCCCUGAUGCGGAGCCGGGCCAGAACGCCACCACGACUGAGCCGGUGGUUACCGUGGAGACGACGGCCGAGCCCACGGACGAUACCACGCUCGAGCCUGAGUCAGAGGUCACCACGGAGACGCUGGGCCCGCCUGCCAUCACACCUCCAGGUGGCGGUGAAGAUGACACCCCCAUCAUAGCGGUGACGGUGGCCCUCUCAUCCCUCCUGGUCAUCAUCUUCAUCAUCAUCGUCCUCUACAUGCUCAGGUUUAAGAAGUACAAGCAGGCGGGGAGCCACUCCAACUCCUUCAGACUGACCAAUGGCAGAGCAGAUGACACAGAGCUGCAGAGUGUGCCGCUAUUGGCCCGCUCGCCCAGCACAAACAGGAAGUACCCGCCCCUUCCUGUGGACAAGCUGGAGGAGGAAAUGAACCGUCGCAUGGCAGACGACAAUAAGCUCUUCCGGGAGGAGUUUAAUGCGUUGCCAGUGUGUCCUAUCCAGGCCUCGUGUGAUGCUGCUUCUAAAGAGGAGAACAAGGAGAAGAACCGCUACGUCAACAUUCUGCCCUUGGGCACCAUCCCGCAGUUCUGCAUCCAGCAGAAAGUGGGCGAUGUCUCUGGGAAGAAGCCCCAGCGUCUGGUCACUCAGUUCCACUUCACCAGCUGGCCAGACUUCGGGGUGCCCUUCACCCCCAUUGGCAUGCUCAAGUUCCUCAAGAAGGUCAAGACCUGCAACCCCCAGUAUGCUGGGCCCAUCGUCGUGCACUGCAGUGCGGGUGUUGGGCGGACGGGCACCUUCAUCGUGAUCGAUACGUUGGACAUGAUGGGUCGAGCGAAGGUGAUCGGGUUCGGCCGUGACGCCGUGAUCCGAGCCCAGCGCUGCCAGAUGGUCCAGACGGACAAGCUCACCUCCAUAAAAAUCCAGAAUGACAAGAUGAGAACAGGCAACCUUCCAGCCAACAUGAAGAAGAACCGAGUCCUACAAAUCAUUCCAUAUGAGUUCAACAGAGUGAUCAUCCCUGUGAAGAGGGGCGAGGAGAACACGGACUACGUCAACGCCUCCUUUAUCGAUGGCUACCGGCAGAAGGACUCGUACAUGGCCAGUCAGGGCCCACUGCAGCACACCAUUGAGGACUUCUGGAGGAUGAUCUGGGAGUGGAGGAGCUGCUCCAUCGUCAUGCUCACGGAGCUCGAGGAGAGAGGACAAGAGAAGUGUGCUCAGUACUGGCCUAGUGACGGGGUGGUGGUGCAUGGAGACGUCUCCAUCGAGCUGAAGAGAGAGGAGGAGAGCGAGAGCUACACCAUCAGAGACCUGCUAGUCACCAACAACAGAGAGAAUAAGGCUCGUGCGGUCAGGCAGUUUCAUUUCCACGGCUGGCCCGAGGUGGGCAUUCCCACGGAUGGGAAGGGCAUGAUCAACAUCAUCGCUGCCGUGCAGAAGCAACAGCAGCAAUCCGGGAACCACCCAAUCACAGUGCACUGCAGUGCGGGUGCGGGCCGGACCGGGACGUUCUGCGCGCUGAGCACGGUUCUGGAGCGCGUGAAGGCCGAGGGCAUACUGGACGUGUUCCAGACGGUCAAGAGCCUGAGGCUGCAGAGGCCACACAUGGUGCAGACACUGGAGCAGUACGAGUUCUGCUAUAAAGUGGUCCAGGAGUAUAUCGAUGCCUUUUCCGACUACGCCAACUUCAAGUAGGGGAUGGACACAGAGGGACUGAGUUACUGGUCACUGGUUGAUUCCAUGGAACAAGAACGCAGGAACGGACAGACACAUGGACAGAGCGAGAGAGCGAGAGAAAGAGAGAGAAAGAGAGAGAAAAAAUGGAUAACCUGACCAGAUUGGGAUGGAGAGAAUUGAAAAGAAUAUCAGAGAUGCCUUCUUGAAUAUUUUGUAAUAUUGAUGAUGUUAAUAUGCCCCCACCUUCUCCUCCUGUAUAUAUACACUCACCCCCCUUUCACAGGUUUGCUUUUAGAGGGCCGUUUGGCUGUGGUUUAAGAGUGACCAACCUUUACCCAGAAUGCAUCUGGCCUUGGGUAGGAUCAAACAGGAUCGGCUCCACAGGUGACUGCAGGUGACUGCAGGUGAUCUGCAGGCGCUGGGCCUUGGCUUGUGUUUCUGCUUGUUUAUCUUUUUAUUCUUUUGAUUUUAUUUGUUUUUUACUUUUCUUUUGUUGUUGUUUUUUUUAUUGCGGUUGAGUGACGUAAAUCUCUGUGACUUGUGACUUCUCUGAUCUGACAUCUUGAUUGGUGCUCAAGUCACACGAGUACAGAAGGCAGCCAAUCAGGAUGCACCAUGUAUCCUCAGCGAACAUGCACGUGUACAUGUACACACACACACACACUGUCACACAUACACACAGCACAUAUACACAGACACAAACACACACACACAGACACAGACACACACACUCA